CGUGUGAAAUUAUGAAAAAACUAAUAAUUGGCCAAUCGAAGGCAGUCCAAUAGUGUUUGACCACAGAGCAUGGGACUGAGGGCGACGGCUUAAGGAUACACACACGCACCGUUCACCGCUUAACAAUCUCUGCAAUAAUUUUGUGUGCUUUAGCUCGGACGAAAAAACUUAAAGAAAAGAAGCAAACAUGAACAGCGAUGAGGUGGCAGUGAUCAAGAAGACCUGGGAAAUACCCGUGGCCACACCAACAGACUCUGGCACUGCUAUUCUAGUUCAGUUCUUGAAACGCUAUCCUUCCAAUAUGGAGAAAUUUCCAUUCCGUGAUGUGCCAGUCGAUGAUUUGGUUACCAAUGCUCGAUUCCGUGCCCAUGCAGGUCGUAUUAUUCGCGUCUUUGACGACUCCAUACGCGCCCUAGGCCAGGAUGGUGAAUUGGAGAAGCUCGAGGAAAUUUGGACCAAGGUGGCCAUGAACCAUAUACCUCGGCAAAUAACCAAGGAGUCCUACAACCAACUCAGGGGCAUUAUAUUGGAAGUGCUCACAGCUGCCUGCAAUCUGAAUGAAUCACAAGCCGAGGCGUGGAGCAAACUGGUGGAUCAUGUCUAUAAGAUUAUAUUCAAGUUCAUCGAUAACGACGGCAAUGCUGUCUAGAAAGUGAAAUGAUGAGCAUCAGGAUGAUGAGGAUGAUGAUGAUGAUAGGGAGGAGCGAUGGGGAGAAGAAGUGUGGAGCAGUGGAGAGGUGGCGGAAGGAGGAGCGACGGCGGUCCAAGGCACAGCUUAUGUAUAUUUAAGGAUCAUAAAUGUUAGCUAUGUUUUUCAUUUUGUAAUAAUGAAUAUAUAAGUCAUGAAAUAUAUAAUUACUGUAUGUCUGGGUAGUUUUUGUAGCUUUUUAGCAUAAAUAUCAAUUAAAAUUCUCGCACAAACACAGACAAACACACGCACACACACACACACACACACACAUGCACAUUGCUCUGUAAAGCUUUAACCCAUUGUCAGCCUUAUGCACGUAAUAAAAAUAGGCCGCUUGUAGCCCGAACCAUGAAA
Messenger RNA from Scaptodrosophila lebanonensis, 1045 nucleotides. Its product is annotated as globin CTT-VI. Gene Ontology annotation, molecular function: oxygen binding; heme binding. Bases 188 to 649 code for a protein of 153 amino acids. The record is from RefSeq and is a predicted model, not a curated record. Lineage: Eukaryota; Metazoa; Arthropoda; Insecta; Diptera; Drosophilidae. The transcript is spliced from 4 exons.